AUUCUUGGAUUUGAAGUGGACACCAUCAAUUCUGUGCAGCUAUCAAACCAUACAGGAUACAAGUACUGGAAAGGUCAGAUAUUAGAUGCAGAAGAGUUGGGUGAAAUUUUUGAUGGCUUGAAACUCAAUCAUCUGCAGCGUUAUACACAUUUACUGACAGGUUAUGUUGGAUGUGUAUCUUUCCUGGGAAAAGUAUUAGAAGUUGUGAAGGAGUUAAAGGAAAAAAAUCCCGACCUAAUGUAUGUUUGUGAUCCUGUUAUGGGAGAUAAUGGAAAAAUGUAUGUUCCAGAAGACUUGCUACCAGUGUAUAGGGACCAACUUACUCCACUCGCUGAUAUAGUCACACCCAACCAAUUUGAGGCUGAGCUUUUGACUGGAAUUAAGAUCAAGACUAGGAGUGACGUUGUACGAGCCAUGGAAGUUCUACACAUGAGAGGAAUUCCCACCGUCGUUAUUUCCAGCACAGAGUUAGGAUCAGACAACGUCCUUGUAGCAUUAGGAAGUUCGAACAAAAAUGGGAAAAAAAUUCAGGUUCAGCUUGAGAUUCCUCAACUUCCGGCAGUGUUUACUGGAACCGGAGAUUUAUUUACUGCUCUUCUUCUUGCUUGGAUGACGAGGACUCAGCAUGAUCUGAAGGUGGCCUGUGAGAAGACAGUUAACACUCUACAAGACGUGCUGAAGAAAACAUACGCACAUGCUAAAGAAAUGUGUGGAAGUGAAGACAAAUUUAAUUCAGAAUUGUUGGAGCUAAAGUUAAUCCAGAGUAGAGAAUUUAUUGAAAAUCCCACGACUCACAUUGAAGCAUGCAUUGUUUAAGUCGUUAUUAGAUUAUUAGGAAUUGUAGGGGCGGAAAUGACCAAAAUAUCAUAUUGUUUGCUGUUGUUAUUUUUAAUUGUUAUGUUUGUGUGUGAAAAUCAGUGUAUCUUAAUAUUAGAAUGAGAUAUAAUUUAAGAUUGUUGACUUUUUUGAAAGUGAAAUAAUAAUAAUAAAGAAAUGGAACCAACAGAGGACAAUAAUAUAUGUGAACACGCAAUGACAAGUUACAUGAACUGUACUUUUAAUACACUGACUUUUUAAAGGAAAAAAAAAUAUCAUGUACGAGAUAAUUGUGAUUCGUUAGGCUGUAGAUUAUAACAAGAAAAAUUAUAUUAAACUUUCUUUGUUUAAGUACUUACUCGGUUUACUUGUUUUCCCGUGACAAAAGCGCAAAACCACUUGACAGUUUCUAAUUGUAUAUCAUGACAUUUUUUGUAAUUUAUGAAGUCCAGAAUUUAAUUUCUUUAUAUUAGUUCUUAGGGGGUUAGAUUUUAAACUUAGGAGUCACAGACUAACACUGUAUUAUAACCUCUUUCUCAUAUCGCAUGAUGUAGUUAUAAUCUACGACAAGGCUCGAAUUUCAGUUUUAAGGUUGAUCAGCAAACCUAGUGGUCUUUUUUUUUUUUCAAUUUGAUUGGCAGUUUGUUUAGUUGCCUGGCAAUGAUUAAAUAUAAUCUUUAAAAAACUGAUAAUUCCAUCAUUUUUGCAUCUAGUUUUGGUUUUCUCUUCUCACUGCAUCAUGUGGAGUAUACACUCAGAAAAAAAUGAACUUUUUAAAUUUAUUUGUACUAAGAACCACAGACUUUCAGUUUCAGCUUGUACAAUAAAGACAGAUUUGUAUUCA
This is a messenger RNA of Limulus polyphemus (Atlantic horseshoe crab), 1660 nucleotides long. RefSeq names its product pyridoxal kinase-like. Gene Ontology annotation, cellular component: cytosol. The annotation marks the transcript as partial. NCBI's taxonomy places the organism in Eukaryota, Metazoa, Arthropoda, Merostomata, Xiphosura, Limulidae. Gene Ontology annotation, biological process: pyridoxal 5'-phosphate salvage. The transcript has 9 exons. The record is from RefSeq and is a predicted model, not a curated record. Gene Ontology annotation, molecular function: pyridoxal kinase activity.